This is a messenger RNA of Capsicum annuum, 1085 nucleotides long. Its product is annotated as endochitinase EP3-like. Gene Ontology annotation, biological process: cell wall macromolecule catabolic process; carbohydrate metabolic process; chitin catabolic process. The record is from RefSeq and is a predicted model, not a curated record. Gene Ontology annotation, molecular function: chitin binding; chitinase activity. NCBI's taxonomy places the organism in Eukaryota, Viridiplantae, Streptophyta, Magnoliopsida, Solanales, Solanaceae. Bases 31 to 864 code for a protein of 277 amino acids. The transcript has 2 exons.
UAGACUUCCCUCCACACUUAACUAAUCAAGAUGAACUUCUCUUCAUCAACAAAAUAUUUCUUUCUCUUUGUAGCAUUAGCUAUAAUAGCUGAUGUACCAAGACUAAUCUUGGCACAAAACUGUGGGUGUGCAGCAAAUUUAUGUUGUAGCAAAUGGGGUUAUUGUGGAGAGGGAAAGGAUUAUUGUGGUGAAGGGUGUCAAGGGGGGCCAUGUUUUAGUACUACACCAUCAGGCAAUAAUGGCGGUUCAGUUUCUGAUAUUGUAUCUGAUGCAUUCUUUAAUGGGAUAGCUGAUCAAGCCGCUUCUAAUUGUGAAGGAAAAGGGUUUUAUUCAAGGGAUAAAUUCUUUGAAGCUCUUAAAUCUUAUCCUAACUUUGGAACUGUGGGUUCUAAUGAUGACUCUAAACGUGAAAUUGCUGCUUUCUUUGCUCAUGUCACCCACGAAACUGGCCACAUGUGCUACAUAAAUGAGAUAAAUGGUCCAUCAGGCGACUAUUGUGAUGAGGACAACAAAGAGUACCCUUGUGUAUCAGGCAAGAACUACUAUGGUCGAGGACCAAUUCAACUAUCAUGGAACUUCAACUACGGACCUGCUGGAAAAUCCAUUGGAUUUGAUGGCCUAAAUGACCCUGACAUAGUUGCAAGAGAUGCUGUUAUUUCCUUCAAGACAGCAUUGUGGUAUUGGAUGAACAAUUGUCAUUCACUAAUUACUUUUGGACAAGGUUUUGGUCCAACUAUUAGAGCUAUUAAUGGUAGACUUGAAUGUGAUGGUGGUAAUCCUCAAACUGUUGCUAGAAGGGUUGAGUAUUACACUCAGUAUUGUCAACAACUUGGUGUUGAUGCUGGGGAUAAUCUCACGUGUUAAUUAACAAUAUAAGUUGGAAUCAACACUAUACUUAUAAUAUAUUAUAAUUACACUCUUGUCGUGCUUACACUGGUUCGAUCUCAAACCUUAUUUGUGAGAUUAAUCUAAAUAUGUUGUUGUUGUUAGUCAGAUUUUACAUAUGUGUGUGUUCUGAAAACUGAAUAAGACUUUGUUAUACUUGAUUUUGUUUAAAUAAAUAUACUCAUCCACAACUUGUAGUA